Molecule: messenger RNA, 198 nt
Organism: Prunus armeniaca (apricot)
Lineage: Eukaryota; Viridiplantae; Streptophyta; Magnoliopsida; Rosales; Rosaceae
Source: the annotation of a GenBank genome assembly
AUGCCAGAGUUUGUUUUCUCUGUUGGGGUGGGUGGUUCCCUUAAAGAUGGCCCUAUUGCUGGUGAGAAAAGAGCUCGUACCCAGGAGAUGGUGGAUGUUGGCGGAUUGGAAUCGGACGAGCCGUCUCCCCCUCUUCCUCCAAUCCCGAUGAGUUUUAAGGAUAAAGUUUCUGGGGAUUUUGGUAUGGCGGAGGAUUAG